Molecule: messenger RNA, 840 nt
Organism: Rotaria sp. Silwood2
Lineage: Eukaryota; Metazoa; Rotifera; Eurotatoria; Philodinida; Philodinidae
Source: the annotation of a GenBank genome assembly
AUGUUUGCUCAUUUGUGGUCUACUGGAAAGUAUUCUAGUGCUCACAUUCCACAAGCUCGUUAUUUUGAUCAACUUGAAUGUACACAACCAACAAAACUUAUACCACGAGGUGUACCUGAAAUAAAAUGUUUUGAAUCUUAUCUUUCACGUUUGGGUGUAUCAAAUAAUGAUCAUAUUGUUCUUUAUGAUCGUUCACCAAUGGGUUUUUAUGCAUCUAGUCGAGCUUGGUGGUUACUUAAAACAUAUGGAAUGAAUAGUUUAUCUAUUCUUAAUGGUGGUUUUUAUAAAUGGUUAAAAGAAAUUAAUAAAAUGGAAUCAUCUGAUAAUAAUAAUAAUCGUUCCAAAACAGAAGAAUCAGAAAAAUUUACUGUUCAUUUAAAUAAAGACUUAUUAAAAAAUUAUGAUGAUAUAUUAAAUAUUGUUUCGACAAAUAGUAAAGAACCACAAAUCGUUGAUGCACGAUCAGCAAAUCUAUUUCAUGGUUUAGUUUCUUUUUUUUGUGAUUAUAAAACCUUAUUUCAUUCUUUAUUUCUAGGUGCUAAUGCUGGACAUAUGCCUAAUGCAUUGAAUGUUCCAUAUACAGAUGUAUUUGAUCCAACAAAUCAUUGUUUUAAAUCAAACGAUGAACUUAAGAAAGUUUUUAAUAAUGCUGGAGUUGAUCUAUCAAAACCAUCAAUCUAUACUUGUCAAACAGGAACAACAGCAAGUACAUUGGCAUUUGCUGCACAUAUUCUUGGUCAAAAAUCUUUAUCAGUUUAUAAUGGUUCAUUUACCGAAUGGCAACAACGUGCACCUCAGGAAUUUAUUAUUCAUGAUCAAACAGUGAAACCUGCUGCUUAG